Messenger RNA from Bathycoccus prasinos, 594 nucleotides. RefSeq lists its product with no specific name. Gene Ontology annotation, molecular function: acyltransferase activity, transferring groups other than amino-acyl groups. Lineage: Eukaryota; Viridiplantae; Chlorophyta; Mamiellophyceae; Mamiellales; Bathycoccaceae. Bases 1 to 594 code for a protein of 197 amino acids. The record is from RefSeq and is a predicted model, not a curated record. The transcript has a single exon.
AUGGCGCUCGUCGUCCCUAGAAGCGCUUUCCUUUCUCAGUCUUUUUCUUCUUCUUCUUCUUCUUCUUUUGAAAUAGAAGACGAAUAUUUAGUUGUCGAGCGAAGAGCAGAUGAAAUGGGAGAAGAAGAACACAAAGAAAACCAAGAUGAAGAUACCGCGCUCGUCGUGGUGGCGACGUUAGACUACGUCAUCGCAGACAAACUUCAAGGCGAACUUUUAUGCGGCGACAAAGGAAACGGACAAUCGUUCGAUAGCGAGAAUUACGCUUUCAACGAAGCGACGCAAACGUACGAAUUUAUGCCGAAGACUAUUGAAAGGGCCUAUUGUUUCAACGUGUGCGUUCUUGGCUCGUACCGAGGCCAAGGAUUUGCGCACAGAUUGAUUCGCGAAGCCGUUCGAAGAGUUGCGCUGAACUCGGUGAAAUUUUUAUACGUGCACGUAGAACUAAACAAUGCGCCGGCGUUGCGCUGCUACGAAUCGUUUGGAUUUUUAGAGGAGAAGAAAGAGAGUGAGAGGGUGGCGGUAAAGUUAGGACGCCCGCCGCGGAAGUUGCUCUUCGUGACAGUCGCGCCUGUAGCCGAGGCAUGUGCAUAG